AUGAUCUUCGAAGCCGCCCUGCCCCGCCCCGGCUUCAACUACUUCCAGUUCACAACCCGCCAGCUGGAGGAAAAGCACGCCUUCGCCAUUUACGCCCACAAGGCCGGCACCCUCUCCGAGUGGAAGACCAUUGCCAAGGUCUCCCCGAAGCCGAACACGUCGCGCCAAAACGGGUUCAACCCGGUCGAGGACCUCGCCGUCUUCAACUUCAUGCCGCGGCCCUGGAACAACAGCGGAUGGGCCACGCCCGUCCGCCUAUCCGUGCCCCGACAGGUCUACGAACUCAAUUUCGUCGGCCUGCGCCGCGUGGGCCUCACGUACCGCAGCUUCCACUUUCGCUGCCCCGAGGAAGGCCACGCCCUGCCCAACAACCCGAUGCCUGAUGUGCAGCACCCCGGCCCGCAGUGGCCGAUGAGGCACUCGCCGCAGACUCGCGCCAAAAAGUGCCUGGGGCCUUGCUAUGUCUCGGUCAUGGUUUUCCCACGCUGGUUUCAGGACGCCAACGUGCUGUACUUGCUCGUGCGCGCCAACGGCGGCGAUCUGGUCAAGGAAUUCAGAAACCACCUACGCCUUUACUUUCCUCACUUGUCCCAGGCCAAGGCGCUGCCCAUUUUCCUUCGAGAACUGAAGAGCAGCAUCCCCGAGGUUGAAGUCUGCCGCGACGCGAAAACGUCUGGAUCGAGACCCUGGGACGUAUGCCAUAUCCUCCGCAGGGAACAUGCGCGUCUUCUCCGAGUAGGUACGGAGGGCCUCAACCCCAACAUGCAGUUCAAGGUGCUCGUCACCACCACCGCCAUGACGACCGAUGCGGAGUAG
Messenger RNA from Parascedosporium putredinis, 816 nucleotides. NCBI's taxonomy places the organism in Eukaryota, Fungi, Ascomycota, Sordariomycetes, Microascales, Microascaceae. The record is from the annotation of a GenBank genome assembly.